Molecule: messenger RNA, 399 nt
Organism: Penicillium lagena
Lineage: Eukaryota; Fungi; Ascomycota; Eurotiomycetes; Eurotiales; Aspergillaceae
Exons: 1
Coding region: 1-399 (132 amino acids)
Source: RefSeq, a predicted model, not a curated record
AUGACUAUCGAGCAUGACACCUCGGUCGUCACCAGCGACCGGCUGCCCAAAGGGUCGAAUCCCCCAGGGGCAGCGAGAUUUGUCGGCUGGGGUGACUAUCGCGACGGCCUGGAAGGUCAUUUUGCUUUCGCCAUGGCCCUCAAUGCUGUCAGCGAACAGCCCCAGGAGGAGAAUCGACGAGACCCAUUUGGCACUUUGCAGAAGGCCUUUGUUGAAAGGACCGAGUAUCUAUGGGAUCGCAAAGCGCGUACCCAGUCCUUCGCCCUUCUCUGGCGGGCCAUGUUCGACGACACCGACAUGGAAGGCCUGUCGGGCUCGGUGCUCUGUAUGGGCCAACCCACGGAUUCCACUUGUCGUGCGGUCGUCUUCAAACAUUUUGAGACGCCGAUCUGUCCAUAG